UUAGAAACGGUUGAUAUUCUUCCGAGAUCUUGGGAAGAACUUCCUCCUUGCAGUCACAGCGGCAUAUGUAACCACCUAACGUGGUAUUUCACGGCAUCUCAAGUCCAUUUUAUGUUUACACCCAGCCUUAAAAUGCUACUUGCAGCUUUACCGAGUAGGGUCAAGCUCAUUUCAGGACGUUCGUUGGCGUUUACCGCCGCUCGGUUGUAUUCUGCUGGCCCUGCAGCCGCCAACCCGGUCGUCUACUUUGACAUUGCUGCUGACAACCAGCCCGUCGGAAGAGUAACAUUCGAGCUGAAUGCAGAUGUUGUGCCCAAAACAGCAGAGAACUUCAGAGCACUGUGCACCGGAGAACAUGGUUUUGGCUACAAGGGAUCCAUCUUCCACAGGAUCAUUCCUCAGUUCAUGUGCCAGGGGGGAGACUUCACUAAUCACAAUGGAACCGGAGGGAAAUCUAUCUACGGACCCAAAUUCAAAGACGAGAACUUCGAUCUGAAGCACACAGGACCUGGCAUUUUGUCAAUGGCCAACGCUGGGCCCAACACCAACGGAUCUCAGUUCUUCAUCUGCACCGACAAGACCGAGUGGCUGGAUGGGAAACAUGUUGUGUUUGGCAUCGUGACCCAGGGACUGGAUGUGAUCAGGAAAGUGGAGAUGUUCGGAUCUCGUUCGGGGCGAACCUCCAAGAGUAUCACCAUCGCAGACUGUGGAGAGCUUCAGUAGUCAGGGAGUCCCAAAUUGUACCCUAUUCCCUAUAUAGUGCACGACAUUGUACCCUAUUCCCUAUAUAGUGCACGACAUUGGGAAAUGGGACACGCCCAUGAAGCGGACAUGAUGGUUUCUAAUAGCCUGGUGGGAUUUUUUUAAUUUUUAUAUAAUUUGUAUUAUUGUUUGACAUAAAAGAUUAAAAACACGAGGAAAUGAGUUCCAAGUGAUUUUUAAUUGUAUAAAUCUGUUUCCAGGUAUUCCCACGCAUACAAUAGAGAUGUGAUUGUAAACAAAUGUAAACAAGUUUUGGAACAAUAAGCUGUAGAUCUUUCUCUUUUAAACACAGUGACAAAAGUGGGUUUUAGUUUUUUUUAGGAUAUUGUGUCAAACACCGUUUUAGGGAGAAAGUUUGACUUAUUCUGUGAUUUGAUCUUUUUUGAUAAAUGAUUUCUACCACGUA
This is a messenger RNA of Salvelinus namaycush (lake trout), 1168 nucleotides long. Its product is annotated as peptidyl-prolyl cis-trans isomerase A-like. The record is from RefSeq and is a predicted model, not a curated record. The transcript has 6 exons. Gene Ontology annotation, cellular component: mitochondrion. Lineage: Eukaryota; Metazoa; Chordata; Actinopteri; Salmoniformes; Salmonidae. Gene Ontology annotation, biological process: protein folding; regulation of mitochondrial membrane permeability involved in programmed necrotic cell death; cellular response to hydrogen peroxide. The coding region runs from base 112 to 723 and encodes 203 amino acids. Gene Ontology annotation, molecular function: peptidyl-prolyl cis-trans isomerase activity.